Molecule: messenger RNA, 6502 nt
Organism: Bicyclus anynana (squinting bush brown)
Lineage: Eukaryota; Metazoa; Arthropoda; Insecta; Lepidoptera; Nymphalidae
Gene: Sur
Product: multidrug resistance-associated protein 1
Exons: 26
Coding region: 378-5345 (1655 amino acids)
Biological process (GO): transmembrane transport
Cellular component (GO): membrane
Molecular function (GO): ATP binding; ATP hydrolysis activity; ABC-type transporter activity
Source: RefSeq, a predicted model, not a curated record
AUCCAAUCGGCUGGGCGCCAGUCGCCAACUCGCCAGUAUUCUGAUUUCUGCUGUGCUAUUCAGUUGUUCACGAGUGUGUGAGCUCGCGUCGCGUAUGUCGCGCCACAACGAUUUUUCCGACACGGCCAAUUUAUCACACUAAUAUAAAACAUUAAUAUAAGUCCCUCGUAACUAUUCUUCCACCCGACAAAACCAUUACGAAGACAAUGGACAAUACUUUAAAUUAUUAUAAUGUAUACAACGGUGAACGUGCGGUCUUAAAUGCGAAGUGUCUUUGGAAUUAAUAAGCGAACAUUCGGAUGUUUUUAUUAUUUUUUGGUGAUCGUGGGUGAUCGCGACUACUUAUAGUUAAAGCGUUGACCAAAGGAGAGUAAACGAUGGAGGUGCCAUGUGUGGGUAUGAGCGCGUGUCCACCACACGUGCUGUCUGCGGCGCUACACUCUUUGAAUCUCUAUUGCGCCGCCAUCGCUGCUGCCUUGGUCUUCAGCUGCUCAUCCUCGCGGUCGCAAUGGAACGGCGUACGAUGGCGAGGUCAAAAUAUCAGAGGAGUCGCGAGUCUAAUAUUGGGAGUGACGUGGUGUAUCGGGGCGGCCGCGGCGUCCCUCCGUCCGGGGAACACGGUGAGACUGGUGUCAGCUCUCAUGCCCCCUCUGUCCUGGCUGGCGUCUGCUGCUCUUCAUAUCUCGCUCUGGACCAGACGCUCCUCAGCACCAAUACUCUACCUGGCAAUAUAUUGGCUGCUAUCCGCGGGUACCUCCGCAGCCAUUUUAUAUAACAACCUUCUACCUGGAGUUGUACCGAACGUUAUCGAUGUAUGCGUUCAGGGUUGUGCGACGAUCCUCUGUUUGAUCGUCUCUGGAGUUGAUUGUAUUUGUUUUUACGAUGAAGUUACAAAACGACUGCAGUCCAGACAAAAAAGUACGACAGAAACUGAAGAUAUUCAUUACAUUUAUAACGAUACACACUUCUUUUCAAAAAUAACUUUCUUCUGGCUAAACCGUUUAUUAUAUAAAGGAUAUUUUGCACCGGAUGAAAACGCUGAAAAUAAUUUUGGAAAUAUACCUGAAAAUGAGAAAUCGAAAAUAUAUUACGAAAAGUUUAGAAAGUUAUAUUUCAAUCAAAAGAUAAGUAAAAAUAAAGAACGAAGCACCAGUAUUUGGCAAUGUUACGUUACCAUGAUGUGGCCAAACUUUUACAAAGGAGGACUUUUAAAAUUAUUUGGGGAUUUAAUAUCGAUCAUACCCGCCGUAGGAUUGGCUGCAAUUAUUAAAUUCAUACAAGAACCAAAUUCAUACAACGACACGGAUUCUGAAGUCAAUCUGGAGGAAUUUUUCUCGAAUGGAUACGUCAUGCUGCUUAUUGUUACACUGGCACUUGUAUUUCAAGCUAUUCUGUCCCAAAAUUCUACUCAUUUAAUAACAGUCCAAGGAACUAGACUUAAAAUGGCAUUGCAAAGCAUGAUUUACGACAAAUGCAUGCGAUUAGCAUCUUGGUCAACAGAUCUAGAUAGAGAUUCAGAAGUUUCGCCACUUCUUCGUAAUCCUGAAGAAGAAUCAAACACUCAAGCCGGGCUUCUUAUAAAUUUAAUAUCACAAGAUACAUAUAACGUAAUGUCGAGUGUGUGGAUUUACCAUUAUACGUGGGCCAUACCAUUGAAGAUAUCUCUCAUCCUAUACUUGUUGUACACAAAGUUGGGUAUAAGUGCCAUAAUAGGCACGUCUGCUAGCUCCUUACUCAUAACUCCCAUACAAUUCUACAUAGGAAAGAGAAUCUCAGAUAACUCCAAAGAUACUUCAAAAUGUACUGAUCACAGAGUUUCUAAAUUAUCCGAAAUUUUACAAGGAAUGAACGUUAUAAAAUUGUACGUGUGGGAGGACUUGUUCAAUGAAAAAAUAUUACAGCUUAGAGAAGUAGAAUUGAAACUUCUCAAUAAAGACUCCGCUUAUUGGAGCUUGCUAACCUUUAUAACACACUUAUCCGCAAUAUUUGUAACAGUUGUUACUUUUACGACAAACUACUAUCUUGACAAAAGCAGUAAUUUGACAGUUGUGAACGUAUUUGCUGGAUUGGCACUCUUUAACCAAUUAACGAUACCAAUGUUAAUAUUCCCUGUGACCGUAUUGAUGAUAAUUCAAGCUAUGGUCAGCACUAAAAGGAUAAAAGAUUUCUUAGAACUUCCAGAAUCUUAUAACGCACGAGACGUUGACGACGAUACGUAUUCACAUAACGUUAUGCAUGACUGUGAUGACGUCAUUGACGCAACAAUGGAGGAAAAUCCACUUUCUGAAAAAGAUGAACUCAACAUUGAUGAUGAACAGAUUGACAAUCAGAAUAAAGCAAAUGUAGAUCACGACCAAGAGUAUUUAGUUCGAUUUAGAAACGCAGCAUUUUCUUGGAGACUAAAAGAAAAUGGAUGGUUAGAAAUUGAUGAUUUAGAUAUUGCAUCAGGAAAAUUAAUAAUGGUCGUCGGAGCUUCCGGUUCCGGAAAAUCGUCAUUUAUUUCUGCAAUUCUCGGAGAAAUGCACCAAGAACGUGGAGACGUAUUUGUUAAUAGGAACUGUUCAAUAUGGUACGCUGGUCAACCGCCCUGGCUGCUAGAGGGCUCAAUUAAAGAUAACAUUGUAAUGGAUCAUGCGUGGUGCACCACUAGAUAUAUGAGAGUUCUUCGUGCUACAGCUUUGCGACCAGAUCUGCAACUUUUACCAGAUGGUGAUAAUACACAACUAGGAAGCUAUGGAACUCCGCUGUCGGGUGGUCAGAGGGUCCGCGUAUGCGUAGCUCGGGCUCUGUACUCGAAGGCGAAGUUGUUGGUGUUGGACGAGCCCUUCGGAGCGCUGGACGCGGUGCUAGCUCGUCACGUGGUUGCGAGAGCGUUGCUGCCCACCGCUCGUAGUGGACGUACUGUUCUGGUGGCGACGAAUAGAUUGGAACUACUACACUAUGCCGAUACGGUGAUAGUAAUGGAAGAUGGUCGCGUCAGUGGCGUGGGUCGCUUGAACAGCAUGAGCGAAGGCGUGCUGAGCCAGUGGGCGCAGCUGGCGGAGGAGGCGCGAGCGGCGGCGGCGCGCGGCGGCGCGGGCCCGCCCGGCGGUGCGCUGCGGGAGCGCUCGCAGCUGCUGCGAGCUGUGAGCCGGGUGCAGUUCCAGAGGAACUUGUCUGAUGAUGCCUUGCAACUGGACAUAAGCGAGGUGACCGGCGCGCACCUGCUGGCGGAGGUGCCCACGGGCGUGGGCGGCACCUGGCGGCGCGCACUGAGUCGCGUGCGACCUCCUCUUGAGCGACAGUUCUCCUCACCUCCUCCCACUUUGCCACGCUUUAAAUGGCGGCACGAAAUUAGACGCGCUGUAAGUGCUGUCGAACCUAAUACACAACAUCCUGAGGGUAGUCCGCUGCGUAACGGAAGCCGCCAACGCCUUUAUCAUAGAACGUUGACCAGGUGGACGCCGAGAGGUCUGCGCCGCUUUUUAAGUAAUAACUCUGAUUCAUCUGCCGAAGGUCAAAAUGGUAAAGUAGAGGCAUCGUCCGACGCGACACUCACCUCGAUAGCUGCAAACGGCGUGGAGACGGCCGCUGUGCCCAUUCCUGACAUCCCGAGCGCGUCGAAAGAAGAAGAACCUGUUUUAAAUGAGAGUGCAGUAUGGUGUGCCUACACACGCGCCUGCGGGUGGUGGGGCGUGGUGUUCUGGGUCGCGGCGACCGCCACGCAAGCGAUAGCACUGGCCGCAGACUAUUGGCUGUCACUGCUGGCUGAAGAGAAUUCGAAGACUACUCUUUCUAAUGAAAAGAUGUGGCAUAUGAUCGUUGUCUACGCGCUGUGGUGCGCGGGCGGCGCGUGCCUGUCGGCGUGCGCGCAGGCGGCGAGCGCGUGUGCUGGCGCCCGCUGCCGGCGUACCCUGCACGAGCGCCUAUUGCACGCCACACUGCACGCGCCGCUGCACCACCACCUCGCGCGCCCCGCCGGGGACACACUGCACCGGUUCUCCUCUGAUACCCUCGUUGUGGACAAGAAACUACCAAUGGCAAUGAGCCGAUGGGCGCAGCUGGCGCUGUUGUGCGGCGCCGCCAUGUUGGUGAACGCGGUGGCGGCGCCGUGGACGCUGCUGGCGAUCAUCCCAGCCGUCAUAGUCUUUAUCGUUCUGCAGUCAGUCUACUUAGAUAACGCAAGCGAGCUGCAGCACGUGGAGGCGGAGACGGCGGCGCGCGCGGUGUCGCUGGCGGUGCAGUCGGCGGCGGGCGCGGGCUCGGUGCGCGCCGCGCGCCUGCAGGCUCGCAUGCGCGCCGUGUUCUUCCGCCGCCUCGACCGAAACCACAACGCGCUGCUGCUACUCAACUCCUCCAACCGCUGGCUGGGACUCACACUGGAUCUGGUGGGAGCGGCGAGCGUGUUCGUGUCUCUGGCGACGGCGCUGUACGGCAGCAGCGGAGCGGCGGCGGGGCUGGCGGGCACCUACGCGCUGCUGCUGCCCACCUACCUCGCGCACCUCGCCAAGUGCCGCGCCGACCUGCACCUGCAGCUGGCGGCCGUGCGGCGCCUGCUGGCGCACAGCCGCGCGCCGCGGGAGGACUACAGAGACGACUGUCCUAUUCCUGCAGAAUGGCAACGUAACGGAAAAAUAGAGUUUCAAGAUGUAAGCGUACAACAUCAACCAGGACAGCCGCCUGUGCUCAAAAAUAUUACAUUUACAGUGAAACCUGGCGAAAAGGUGGCAGUGUGCGGUCGAAGUGGGAGCGGGAAAUCGUCUCUAGUGUUAUCUUGCGUCGGAGCGACAACUAUUACCAGCGGUCGCUUGCUCGUCGACGACCAAGACGUGAUGCGAGUGCCGCUCCGCGCGCUGCGUCACCGGGUGGUGGUGUUGCCGCAGGAGGCCGUCAUGUUCUCUGGCACUCUGCGAGAGAAUCUGGACCCUCUUGCUGUGCACACGGACGAAGAAAUAUGGCAGAGUUUGAGAGCUGUCGGGUUGUACGAUUAUGUUACUGCUCAGUCAACUGGCUUAGAAUGCAGUAUGGGCGGCUGGCGUGGCUGCUGGAACGGCAGUCGUGGCGCGCGGGUGUGUGCGGCGCGGGCAGCGCUGCACGCGCGCACGGCCGCCGCGCUUCUGCUGGACGAGCCGGGCGCAGCGCUCGACGCGUCCGCUGAGCGCGCGCUGCUACGAGCCGUGGCCGCGCUAGCGCCCAACACUACUGUCAUCACUGUGGCGCAUCGCUUGUCAUCGGUCCGUGGCUACGACAGCGUGGUAGUGCUGGAGGACGGGCGGGUCGCGGAGCGCGGGCGCGCGGACUCUCUACUCGCAGCGCCUGCGUCGGUGCUCGCGCGCCUGGCCGCUGCCUCGCAACUGCAUUCCUGACAAGCUGCCUCUUCAACAAUAUUGUGCGAUAGUGCGGAAGGAAUUAUACAGGAAACGUAGUAGAUGACAUGGUGACAAACUUUGUCAGCAGUGCAGAUAUAUUCGAAGCUAAACGCAAUAAAACGUCCUUUUCACGUAUUCACACUACUCAGAUAUUGUUGGUUCUGCAAUCUCUAAUGGAAAUGCAGUUAAACGAUCUAUACCAACGAACGAUGACGUUAGCUUUAAUUGAAAAUUACAAUGUAGGCAAUUUCUUCGACUUAUGCUCAUUAAAUAAUCGACUUAGUUGAUAAAAUGACUGGACGAGAAAAAAUCGUCUUAUGCAAAUGCAUUUAGAAAUAAUUAUUCACAUACGGUAUUACAAAAAUUGUAUUGAAUUUUAUAAAAUAUGAGAUUAAUUUAAAUUCAAAAUCCUAAUGGUCAUUAACUUAUUUUAUUAAAAAAAAAGUACUGUACUUACUUCAAGAACGCAUAUCUUCACACUAGCACUGAAUAAACGUUGAUAUUUAUAUGCGUUAGAAUUAAGCUGACGCAUCACACAGUGCAUGCAUGCGUUGGUACGUGACGUAUGCAUGCGGUGCGCAUAUGUUCGACGUACGUUAGCGUGAAGUGGCUAUUUUAUUAAUUGUUAUAAAAUGUGUGAAACUAAUGAUAAAGCACGACAUAACAUAAUACGCAAUUCAAAAAAUAUUGUUCUACUAUAGUAAGCUAAUUGAUAUGAUAAUAAUAUUUCUCUCCACUUUCAUGUAGUCUAGUGCACAGCAAAGUCCAUAUGAUACUUAUUAACAUUUCUUUUUAGCAUUAUAAAGUCUUUAUUGUCACUACAUCACUUUUUACAAAUUUAUCGCUUUAAUACAAAGACUGAAACUAAGCCAUGUGUUUGUAACUUAAUUGUCACCAUAAUUUUAAUAAUCAUUGUAUUAUAACACUUAUUAAAAAAAAGUAUGUACUUACGGAGUACUUAAGUAUUUUUACUAAAAUAAACCGGCUAUGUUAUAAGAAUGUCACACUUUAAAAAACAAUAUAGUUUUAUCAUACCAAGCUCAGAUAUUAUAAUAACUCGAAACUAAACCGUUCGCCGGUAGGAUAUUUGUAUGAUAUUUAUUAUGUAAUGUAAUUUGACAUUUUCAAAUAAAUGAAAUAAAACAACAAGUAAA